CUCUCUCUCUCUCUCUCUCUCUCUCUCUCUCUCUCUCUCUCACCAUCGUUCACGCUCUUCUCAUGGCUAACGAACAAGACCUUCUCUCCACCGAGAUCGUCAAUCGCGGCAUCGAAUCCUCCGGCCCCAAUGCCGGCUCCCUUACCUUCUCCGUCAGAGUCCGCCGCCGACUUCCGGACUUCUUACAAUCCGUCAAUCUCAAGUACGUCAAGUUAGGUUACCACUACUUGAUCAACCACGCCAUUUGUCUCGCUACUGUGCCACUGUUGGUUCUCGUCUUUAGCGCUGAAGUCGGAAGCCUUAGCCGCGAGGAACUAUGGCGGAAGCUUUGGGAAGAUGCUCGCUACGAUCUCGCUUCUGUUCUUUCGUUCUUCGCCGUCUUCGUCUUCACUCUCUCUGUUUACUUCAUGUCGCGCCCUAGAUCUAUCUAUCUUAUUGAUUUUUCGUGCUUUCGGCCUUCCGAUGACUUCAAGGUAUCGAAGGAGGAAUUCGUAGAACUAGCACGAAAAUCGGGCAAAUUCGAUGAAGGAAGCCUAGAGUUUCAAAAGAGGAUUUUACAGUCAUCGGGAAUAGGUGAUGAAACCUACAUUCCGAAGUCGGUGAUCGCCUCCGCCGGUAACUGUGCCACCAUGAAAGAAGGCCGAACGGAGGCCUCUGCCGUCAUGUUCGGCGCUCUCGACGAGCUUUUCGAGAAGACUCGGAUUCGUCCAAAGGACGUUGGAGUUCUCGUCGUUAACUGCUCGAUCUUCAAUCCGACACCAUCACUCUCCGCCAUGAUCAUUAACCACUACAAGAUGAGGGGAAAUAUUUUGAGUUACAAUCUCGGCGGAAUGGGAUGUAGCGCUGGAGUUAUUGCAAUCGAUUUGGCUCGCGAUAUGCUUCAGUCUAACCCUAAUAAUUACGCCGUCGUCGUUAGUACGGAGGUUGUGGGAUACAAUUGGUACCAAGGCCGUGAUAGAUCUAUGCUUAUUCCAAAUUGCUUCUUUCGCAUGGGCUGCUCCGCCGUGCUCCUGUCUAACCGCCGCCGUGACUACUACCGCGCCAAGUACCGCCUCGAACACAUCGUUCGAACCCACAAAGGUGCUGAUGAUCGCAGUUUCAGGUGUGUAUACCAGGAAGAAGACGAGCAAGGAUUCAAAGGCCUAAAAGUCAGCAAAGACCUAAUGGAGAUUGGAGGCGAAGCUCUCAAAGCCAACAUCACAACCCUUGGACCCCUCGUUUUGCCCUUCUCCGAGCAGCUCCUCUUCUUCGCAACUCUAGUGUGGAGGCAGUUAUUCUCCUCUUCCUCCUCCUCCUCCUCCGGCGGCGGAGUACUGAACUCCAAGAAACCAUACAUUCCAGAUUACAAGCAAGCAUUCGAGCAUUUCUGUGUGCACGCAGCCAGCAAGGGCGUACUGAAUGAGUUACAGAGGAACCUUGAGCUCAGCGAGAGCAACAUGGAGGCUUCUAGAAUGACACUUCAUCGAUUCGGAAACACUUCCAGCAGCAGUAUUUGGUACCAACUGGCUUAUUUGGAGGCCAAAGACAGGGUCAAGUCCGGGGAUCGUAUUUGGCAGUUGGCAUUUGGGUCUGGCUUCAAGUGCAACUCUUUGGUGUGGCGCUCUAUGAGGCGCAACCGCAAGCCCACAAGGACCCCGUGGCUCGAUUCCAUUGACAGAUAUCCGGUUCAAUUCUAGCCCCUUUGAAAAUGCUUUUCAGGAAAGAGUUACAUGGCAUAAUACUAGAUUUCGCUGCUUUUAAGUCAAAGGUUUCUUAAUUUGUAUUUGUAAGUUGUAAAAUGUAUGAAUGGUAAGUUACUACCAUCAAUUAGAAACUACUUGUCUUUAGUUAACAAUAUCAUUCAUUGUAGCUUCAGUAUUUAUUGUA
Cucurbita pepo subsp. pepo (vegetable marrow) is the source of this 1866-nucleotide messenger RNA. RefSeq names its product 3-ketoacyl-CoA synthase 10. Gene Ontology annotation, molecular function: acyltransferase activity, transferring groups other than amino-acyl groups. Gene Ontology annotation, cellular component: membrane. The record is from RefSeq and is a predicted model, not a curated record. Lineage: Eukaryota; Viridiplantae; Streptophyta; Magnoliopsida; Cucurbitales; Cucurbitaceae. Gene Ontology annotation, biological process: fatty acid biosynthetic process.